AUGAAUAUUGAUUGGUUGGGAACAGGGUCUAAGCCUAAGAAGGUCAAAAUUGUGGACACUAAGACGGUAAUCUCAAAAACUAAGAGAAAAAAGAAACCCCGCGCUAGGGAAAAGGAGAUUAGGAAGAUUGAGAAUAAAUAUGUCAAUGGCUCUUGGAAGGAGAACCCCGAGUCUCCUUGGGAUUUUGAGCGCUUGUUGGUUGAAAAUAAUAAGUUGGCAGAAACAUGGAUAAGAUACAUGGCAUAUCAUUUAAAUAACUCCAAUCUAAAAUUGGCUAGAGAGGUGGCAGAGCGAGGUAUCAAGGCAAUCACUAUAAAUGAUUUGCAGGGAAGGAUGAAUUUGUGGAUUGCCUACUUAAAUAUGGAAGUAAAAUAUGGCGACAAUGCAAAGGAUGUGUUUAAGCGAUCCAUAAAUUGUAACGACCCAGCUACGAUGUACAUUAAGAUGUUUCGCAUCUAUAGCAAAUGUGGGAAGGCGGAGUUAGCAAUGGAAACGGCCAAUGAAGGUAUUUCUAAGUUCCCAGAUUUAAAUGAGUUAUGGAUUGACUUGUUGAAGUUUUAUUAUAAGGAGGGAAAGGCGGAUUGUGCCAAAGAAUUGCAUAAAAAAGCAUCCCAACGGUGUUCAAAAAGGGAGUUUUGUUAUAUAACAUCACAAAUAGCACUAUUAGAAUAUAAGUAUGGAGAUCCAAACAGUGGCCAGGAUAUGUUUGAAAAGCUUCUAGAUGAAAAUGCCAAACGUAUGGAUUUUUGGCAGCAAUAUAUAGAUGCUCAUAUCAAAUACAAAUUGAAAAAUUUCGACAAUAUGGAGAAAAGUAAACGUACAGAGUCUAUGGAGCAACUACGAAAUAUUUUCAAACGUGCCACAUAUUUGGGGUUGAAACCUAAAAAGAUGAAGAUUAUUUUUGCAAAAUGGUUGUCAUUUGAAACAGAUUAUGGUGAUGCAAAAUCUCAGGCUACAGUAAGGGAAAGGGCUAGGCAAUAUGUUGAAUCUCUGGGAUGA
Messenger RNA from Babesia microti strain RI, 999 nucleotides. Its product is annotated as Protein RRP5 homolog. Gene Ontology annotation, molecular function: RNA binding; protein binding. Lineage: Eukaryota; Apicomplexa; Aconoidasida; Piroplasmida; Babesiidae. Gene Ontology annotation, cellular component: nucleolus; small-subunit processome. The record is from RefSeq and is a predicted model, not a curated record. Bases 1 to 999 code for a protein of 332 amino acids. The transcript is spliced from 5 exons. Gene Ontology annotation, biological process: rRNA processing.